UGGUGUAGAAACGGGCUUUGACGGCGGACGAAAGUAACAUCAUCAGUAAACAAGUUCUCGGUUCUUGGUUCAUACUCACAUGGAUUAUUGACUUUACUGAUCUGUCCUUGUGGCUGUAACUGUUUAAGUCUUAACGCUGUGCAGGAUUAGUCACAAUAACAGCUAUAAACUACCUCCAGUAAGUCUGCAGAUGUUUCAGUGUUGCACCUUGACCUCAAAGUCAAACCAACAAAAACACCAGAACAACUUUAUUCAAAGUAGAGUGCAAAAACAACAACAAAACCAAACCCGAGGGUAGAACAGAUGCCUUUGGAUGUGGGGAUGUACGAGCGCCGGGCAGAUUAUAAAUCUGAGAAACAGUGCCAGCGAACCUCGCUAGCUUACUAUCGGGCCGUGCGGGAUUUACUGCCGGUGUGGCUGCUGGAGGACAUUCGCACCACCGAAGCGUUUCACUGGGAAGACGAAGGUCGCGCAUGCGCUUUCUCGCCAUCCGAAGCGCUUCUCUAUGCGCUCGUCCACGACCACCAGCAGUACGCGCGCCACCUACUCCAACGCUUUGCCGUGCACGCGCUGGCCAUGCCGAGCGCGAGCUUCCGCUGCUGCGCGCACUCUUCCACGCCACACGUCGCCGUAGCCGUGCGCUACAACCGCAAAAACAUCCUCAAAAUGAUGAUGGACACCCUCAAGGAUUUCGCAGACGAAGGCACAAAAAAGCUGCUUUUGAAUCACCGCGGGUGCGCGCACGCAGAGGGCGGUAAAACGGCGCUACACCUGGCGUGUGACCUGGCGCGCCCCGAGUGUCUGCUGCUGCUGUUGGGUCACGGCGCGUGUCCGUACGUCACCGAUCGUGCCGGAGACACACCUCUGGACUGCCUGCUGCAACAAAUCAGCCAAAGUGACACGGACAUGCGUACGAAGCGCGUGUGCCUCGGAUACCUGGUGCUGUUCAUGCCCGCUUUACGCUUCCGCAUGCGCACAGAGCUGCGCGAGAACCCGGCACUGUGGAGCCGCCUCAUCGGCGUGCAGGCGGUCCAGUGGCUCUCCGGUCAAUGUCCACCAUCGCUCUUUGUCCAAUGCAUGCGUAACGUAACACGAUCCGUCCCUGAUGAACAGCUCAAGUCCCUGCCCGACUUCCUCAGACCACCCGAUUUCAGAUUGCACCAGUUUUAACGCAAUAACGUACGAGCUCGGACUGACUCAUAAAAUGACCCCUUAUAAGAAAAAAGUGUGUAAAAAGUGUCGAAAGCUUCAAGUUAUGGCGAGAUGUUCCCUGUUAUUUCUGCUGGUUGAUCGAGUACUUACUACCAUUUAGAGCUGCUACACUACACUGAAUACUGCACUGUAAAUAUGUGGAUGUUGUAACAUAGAAUGACGCUUUGUAACUGUUUAAAAUAUACAUUUUUUAAAAAGUGA
This is a messenger RNA of Tachysurus fulvidraco (yellow catfish), 1413 nucleotides long. RefSeq names its product ankyrin repeat domain 9 (gene ankrd9). Gene Ontology annotation, molecular function: protein binding. The transcript has a single exon. NCBI's taxonomy places the organism in Eukaryota, Metazoa, Chordata, Actinopteri, Siluriformes, Bagridae. The record is from RefSeq and is a predicted model, not a curated record. Bases 304 to 1170 code for a protein of 288 amino acids.